Amphibalanus amphitrite is the source of this 1797-nucleotide messenger RNA. RefSeq lists its product as uncharacterized. NCBI's taxonomy places the organism in Eukaryota, Metazoa, Arthropoda, Thecostraca, Balanomorpha, Balanidae. The transcript is spliced from 2 exons. The record is from RefSeq and is a predicted model, not a curated record. Gene Ontology annotation, cellular component: membrane. The coding region runs from base 203 to 1294 and encodes 363 amino acids.
GAAAAUAUCGAGGCUGCUAGAAACGAAAAUUAGCACAUCGCCGUUUUAAUUUUUCGAUUUGUGGGGUUGGGUUGGGGUUAAUGAUUAAUUGAAGCUUUAAACAUUUUCCAAGAACCUUAUAUUCUCCUAUGAAUAAAGCAGUUUGUGCAGUGAGUUAUUUCGCAUAAUCGUUGGUGAGGUAAGGUUAAGCACACUCUUCAGGAUGGAUCGGAAGAAGUCUGUGACGACGCGGAUCCACCAGCCGCCGGCGCCGCCCUGUUGGUUCCGCACCGUCUUCUACCUGUCGUUCGGCGCCUGGGUGCUGCUGCAGGCCGCCACCGAGUACUACACCACUAGAUGCCUCCACAUCUACACCCAUCUACCCAUCUUCGAGAAGGAGAAACAGGUGACGGCGGCCUUCCUCAACAUCGUGUCGGUGGGAAUUCUGACGGUGUUUUUGGUGCUGUCGUUCAUUUACGGCAUCUGCACCGUGAGCAAGCUGAUCGUGCUCUCCAGCUCGGCGUUUCUGUCCACGCUGCUCAUCCUCAACAUCCUGGCCGUCGGGAUUCUGAUGUCGAGUCACUUUGGCCUGGACAUCGGUCCGCUGGCCAGAAACAAGCGCGUGCUGACCAUCUACCACAAGAACGUCUCGAAGGAGUACUGGCGGGGCGAGAUACGCGCCUGGGCCGCCUACUACCCGCUGCCGGCGGGCGGCGGCAGCACUACGGCCGGCCCGUCCGCUCCGAGCCUGCCCAGCACGGCCGGUCCCACCGGCACACCGUCCUCCCGGGCCGACGGCGACCCCACGCCGCAGCCGGCGGCCAACGACACCGCCCCGGCGGCCGGCGGUAACGGCACCGACACCACUGGCGGCCCGUCGACCGGCGCGCCGGCCGUCGACGACCUGGGACGGCGCAGCGCCUGGGUGGAGAGCCGCGCGCUGCACCAGCUGCGCUUCUUCCAGCACCGCGCCUUCUGCUGCGGCAUCGAGGGGCCGGCCGACUACGAGCUGCUGAACGCGCAAACGCCGCCCAGCUGCGUCUGCCGCGACGAGGGCCACCAGUACGGCCAGCACGUGCGGCCGCCGUGCACGGCGCGCGCGCACACGCUGGCUAACGGCACGGUGAGCGCCGUGUGGCGCACCGGCUGUCUGCAGGUGAAGCGCGAGCUGAUGGACGGCCUGGUGAGCCUGCGCGACAUGCUGGCCGCCACGGUGGCGCUCCAGGCGGCCGUCAUGGCGCUGGGCCUGGUGCUCGGUCUGAACAUGCCCAGCAGUCUGUCGGACGACUCGGAUGACGAGGGAGGCGACUAUUAGACGGCCACCGACGCCGGGUACUGCGGCACAGGUGAAACUGGGUGCAAUGAGCAGAUUCGGUGGAUAACACAGGCAGAUGAGGCUUCAUUGCAGCGAUAUAGAAGGAAACUGUAAAGAGGCCAGCGAAGUGAAACAUGGUGUUGGUGUUGGAAGCAAAUAGGUAUUAGGAUAUCGACUGUCGGCGAUGACCGCAGAUGCCAGGUAUUGCCCGUAGAAUCUGUGGCACUGCGUAGCGCUGGAGGUCGGGAGAGCGACAACUAAAUCCAGAAGCGGGCCAGCGGCCAAAGACCGGUCCGUCAACAGCGGGCGAUACUACCUGGCCACCUCCGACAGAUACGAGUCGGCCACAGCCGGCGGUGACGAAACGACGACCUCCACGACUUAUAUAGCCAGCGGAGGGCGAUUUGGCGAUGUCCAGAAGCUAGUCGAUUGCUGACAGCUAGAUAACUGUGAGACCGAGAAGAGAAAAACUGGUGUAAAUAAAAUAUAUUUACUAUGCGAUA